Exophiala viscosa is the source of this 1077-nucleotide messenger RNA. RefSeq names its product putative RNA methyltransferase. The record is from RefSeq and is a predicted model, not a curated record. Lineage: Eukaryota; Fungi; Ascomycota; Eurotiomycetes; Chaetothyriales; Herpotrichiellaceae. Bases 1 to 1077 code for a protein of 358 amino acids. The transcript is spliced from 2 exons.
AUGCCCAAAGAAAUGAAACGCAAACGCGAAAACGGCGAAGACAAGCCCAGGAAGAAGAAGUCUCUGGACAAGGCAGAAGACGUUCCAGUCGACACAUCAAAGCCAUCAGCCGUCUUCCAACCGUCAGGCGGCCGUUCAUUCACACUCUCUAUUGCUCUAGCAGGAAGCGUUAUUGCCAAUGCCAAAUCUCACGACCAGAAAAACUUCCUAGCCGGCCAAAUUGCCCGAGCAUUGGCAGUUUUCUGUGUCGAUGAAGUGGUCAUCUUCGACGACGAGGAUGAGCGGACGCAGAAGAACCGCCCUGCCGUUGCAGGGAAUGACUAUACAGCAUUCUCACAUCCAGACCACUUUCUAGCCCAUGUACUAUCCUAUCUCGAAACACCGCCUCACUUACGCAAAUCACUCUUCCCAAUGCAUCCUAAUCUACGAACGGCUGGGACACUGCCAAGUCUAGAUAUGCCUCACCACCUGCGUGCCAACGAAUGGUGCGAAUACCGCGAAGGCGUCACCCAAGCAUCUCGUCCAAACGGAGACGGGACUCAUAUAGACGUCGGCCUACCAGACCUGGUUAAGGUCGCCGACGACAUUCCAGCGGGGACUCGUGUUACUGUGCGCCUGACUGAUGACGCCUUGGCUGAGACUGUCGCUCCCAGCGCUCCCCGGGAAGACAAGGGUUACUACUGGGGCUUCGCUGUAAGACAGUGUAACAGUUUGUCGAAUGUCUUGACCGAGUGUCCCUUCGACGGAGGGUACGAUGUUACGAUUGGGACGUCCGAGCGAGGUGCACCUUUGACUCAAGUGAUGAUGGAGCCCAGGUUCUUAAAGCCUGCUGAACUCAACUUCCAGCACGUCCUUCUCGUGUUUGGCGGUGUCGCGGGCUUAGAGAAGGCCACAAAAAGUGAUAAUGAGUUGCAAAAGAUGGGCAUCACAGAAAAGAAUGUGAACGAAUUAUUCGACGCUUGGGUCAAUGUCUUGCCAGGUCAAGGAAGCCGAACCAUCAGGACCGAGGAGGCUGUUUGGCUUGGACUUAUGGGUAUCAGACCGUUCGUUGAACGGCUGGGUGCGCAAGGACGAUGA